GCCGAGUGAAAAACAGAAAACUACAGAAGAGAAAUGGCGGCAACGAAGAGCAAGGCAGUUUACAACGUUUACCGAGCGCUGAGCCAUGGUCUCUCACCAUUGCUGUACCUUCACCUACACUGGCGCAAACUCCGAGGCCUCGAGCAUCCACUCCGCUGGCCUGAGCGUUUGGGCCGACCUUCCCUUCCUCGUCCCCCGGGGCAGCUCCUCUGGAUCCACGCCGUUUCAUUAGGUGAAGGAAUGGCUGCCAUUCCUGUAAUCAAACAAUGCAUUCAGCGAAGGCCUGAUUUGACCAUCUUGAUGACCACUACGACGUCGUCCGCAUUUGAAGUAAUAGAGAAACGUCUUCCAACUGGUGUCAUACAUCAGUUUGCGCCUGUUGAUACACCUUCUGCUAUGGACUCAUUCCUCGGUCACUGGAAGCCAAAUGCGAUUGUGAUUAUGGAGAGUGAACUGUGGCCAAAUUUAAUUAUGGGUGCUUCAGAAAGGGGUAUCACACUGGCAUUGUUAAAUGCUCGAGUAUCUACUAAAUCCUUUAAACGUUGGUCAGGACCAUUGCUUCUGCCACUUGUUUCGUUGAUGCUAUCAAAGUUUUCUUUGAUUGUCCCAUUGAGCAAUAUGCAGGCAAUCCACUUUCAGCUACUGCAUGCUCCCCCCUUUGUGAUCAACUUUUCUGGUGACUUGAAAUAUGUGGUUGAAGAAUUUGACAUUUCUGAGGGAGAGAUCAGAAGUAUAGAAGAUCUAAAAGUACAUCUUGCCCACCGGAAAGUUUGGAUGGCUUCAUCCAUACAUAAGGGGGAAGAAGAAGUAAUACUAGGCAUUCACAAAGUGCUCAUGCAACAGUACCCAGAUGUGUUAACUAUUAUUGUUCCUCGACAUCCACAGCAUGGAAAAGAGAUUGCUCAACAAUUAUGGAAAGAAGGGCAUAGUGUAGCUCUGAGGUCUCAACAUGAUAAACUUGUAGGAGACACAAAUUUAUAUGUGGUGGACACAUUAGGUGAAUUGAAACACUUGUAUAGGUUAACUCCAGUAGCUGUAAUUGGAGGUUCUUUUUUGCCUACUCUUUCUGGUCACAACAUAUCAGAAGCUGCUGCAGCUGGCUGUGCUGUUUUGACGGGUCCUUAUGUUGGGCAUUUUUCUCGCAUGGUGCUGGAAAUGCAACGGUUAAAUCCUCUAUCAGUUCUGCAGGUUUCUGGAAAAAUAGAACUUGAAGACGCUCUUAAAAAGUUGUUUAGUGACGCCAAAAUUCUAGAAGCACAUCGUACAGCUGCAAAACAAGUGUAUCAUUCUCUGUCAACUGGCAUUGUUGGCAAGGUUUGGAGUCUUCUAGAUUUUCAGAUUCUCCAACGGGCUUUAAGCUAAACAGUACAUGAAGAUCAGUUUGCAACAAUAGAAAAUAGGAAGCUCGUCGCACGGUAUGGCUAAAGGGCCAGGGCAUUCAUGAGCAUACUCUUCAUAUGCUUGGUCUAGCAGCUGCCGUAAAACCGGGUGGUUCAGCAAAUCCGCCCUUACAACGAACCUUCUUCUAGCUUCCCCUACUACUACAGCCAGGUGACCUGGAGGCACAUCCCGGGGUGGCUUCUUUUCACUGCCUCUGGUAAGCCUCAGCUUCGCAUGCAACCCAUUCUUUUUCAGCUUCGCAAUGUUGCAGAUCAUGCCACGUCUGGAAUAUUGCUCUGUUUGAGGAGCCAUAUGAUCCACGAGGAGUGAGGUUUCAGACAUUUUUUUUAUAAGGAUGUUCAAGGUGGACGUGGGUAUUUAUUUGUGAGGGCAGAAAUCCUCUCCGGUUUUGUCUUCUACAAUCGAUUCAUUUACACAAUAAGGUAAAAUAUCUUAUAACUACUAUUUGCAUGAAAUGCAGAAAAUAUGGGUUAAAUGU
Messenger RNA from Prunus persica (peach), 1879 nucleotides. Its product is annotated as probable 3-deoxy-D-manno-octulosonic acid transferase, mitochondrial. The record is from RefSeq and is a predicted model, not a curated record. The transcript has 13 exons. Gene Ontology annotation, molecular function: transferase activity. Gene Ontology annotation, cellular component: plasma membrane. Bases 34 to 1362 code for a protein of 442 amino acids. NCBI's taxonomy places the organism in Eukaryota, Viridiplantae, Streptophyta, Magnoliopsida, Rosales, Rosaceae. Gene Ontology annotation, biological process: lipid A biosynthetic process.